CGUACCGUCAUCAUGGCGCCUCCCAGUGCUUCUUGCUGCACGGCUCUCCAGGGUGCCCUCGUGACGUCCUUCCUCAUCUUCAUCGGUGUCGCAACAUGGAUGACCAUCACCAGCCAAGGUUAUCGCUUCACCAUUGACGACUUUUUGGGCACAACGUCCCCUUACAUGUGGGCAGCGCUUGGCAUUGCCAUUUCCAUCUCCAUCUCCGUGGUUGGUGCGGCCUGGGGUAUCUUUAUCACCGGCGCCAGCAUUCUCGGCGGUGGUGUCAUGGCCCCUCGCAUCAAGACCAAGAACCUGAUUAGCAUUAUUUUCUGCGAGGCCGUUGCCAUUUACGGUAUUAUCAUGGCCAUUGUCUUCACUAACGCUUUCAAGGAGUUUACCAUCUUUAGCGACAUCUUUGAAUUCUCCGGUGACAUUUCCAUCAAGGAUGCCUCAACUGGCUACGCGCUCUUUGCUGGCGGUAUCACCACUGGCUUCUGCAACCUGGUCUGCGGCGUGUGUGUCGGCAUUGUUGGCUCGGGUGCCGCGCUCGCCGAUGCCCAGAAUGGUGCUCUUUUCGUCAAGAUUCUGAUUGUGGAGAUUUUCGGCAGUGCCAUUGGUCUUUUUGGCAUUAUCAUCGCCAUUAUCCAGACCCAGGGCAAGCAGUUUGGCAAGGAGUAA
Molecule: messenger RNA, 660 nt
Organism: Monosiga brevicollis MX1
Lineage: Eukaryota; Choanoflagellata; Craspedida; Salpingoecidae
Exons: 4
Coding region: 13-660 (215 amino acids)
Biological process (GO): proton transmembrane transport
Cellular component (GO): proton-transporting V-type ATPase, V0 domain
Molecular function (GO): proton-transporting ATPase activity, rotational mechanism
Source: RefSeq, a predicted model, not a curated record